AUGUCCACCGCCCGCCCACAAUACGUGAUCGAGCAUAUGGAGGAGGACGAUCCCUCCGCGCCCUCCGUCUUUCCCGCCUGGGCGCUGCUCGAGUACCGUCAUAUGCUCCAGCUCGUCGGACCGGGCUCUACCGUUCACUUUACCUCGCUCUCGCACGCCUCGCUCGAGUCUCUCCGCACGGAACUCUCUUCCUCCACCUCACAAGAGCAAGCAUCGUUCGAGCUGCACACGGCGAGCAUCACGACGCUGAUGCAGCAGCGCGGGGUGCCGCUGUCCAAAGUGUGCUUGUUGGACCCCAAAGCGCCGUUCGCUAUCUCCAUCACCGACGCAGGGAAGGUCGAAAGCGUCACAAAGCCAGCCGACGCAGGCGGACCCUUCGACUUCUUCCUCUACGGCGGCAUUCUCGGCGACGACCCACCGAGAGAUCGUACCAGCUCGCUGCGCCAACUCGGUUUCCCGGGAAGACAUCUCGGCGGCGUGCAGAUGACCACCGACACCGCGCUCGGCGUAACAAAGAGGUGCGUGGAAGACGGCCUCGUGCUGGCGCUGGACGACACCAAGGCGCAAGAGGUGCAAUGGGGAGAUGUCGAAAAAGCAAAGGGGAGCCUGGAAUGGGUCAACUACCCCGAAUUGCACUUUGGUAGGGGGGAGAGCGUCGAGAUGCCCUUCCGGUAUAUGGUCGAUGAGGGACGGGCGACGUUGGCGAGUGGGGAAAAGCAGCCGCUCAUGCCGGACGGGAUGAGGGAGCUGAUCAAGAAGGAUUUGGGGAGGAGUUUCGAGUUCUGA
Messenger RNA from Kalmanozyma brasiliensis GHG001, 786 nucleotides. RefSeq names its product SAM-dependent RNA methyltransferase, predicted. The transcript has a single exon. Gene Ontology annotation, biological process: peptidyl-arginine methylation. NCBI's taxonomy places the organism in Eukaryota, Fungi, Basidiomycota, Ustilaginomycetes, Ustilaginales. Bases 1 to 786 code for a protein of 261 amino acids. The record is from RefSeq and is a predicted model, not a curated record. Gene Ontology annotation, molecular function: protein-arginine omega-N monomethyltransferase activity.